Molecule: messenger RNA, 1352 nt
Organism: Ananas comosus (pineapple)
Lineage: Eukaryota; Viridiplantae; Streptophyta; Magnoliopsida; Poales; Bromeliaceae
Exons: 2
Coding region: 231-896 (221 amino acids)
Source: RefSeq, a predicted model, not a curated record
GACAUUUUGGGUGGCUGUGGCAUUUCCUGAAGCCAAAAUCGAACUCUGCCACAACAACCGGCGAGAAUCGUACCCGAAAAUCGUACCCGAACCGCGGCUCACAUCUCUGAUCCGCAAACCCGCCAUGAAUCUACAAAACCCAAAACCCAACACCCCCGAUUUCUCGCCCUUUCCCCUUUAACUCUCUCUCUCUCUCUCUCUCUCUCUCUCUCUCCUCUACGGCGACGGAGAUGUCGCAGCCCACCGUCGUCGGCGGCGGCGGUGGCGGCGGCGCCGCCGACGCGAUGGCGGAGCCCCAGGGCGGCGGAGGAGUAGGAGGGUAUGCGGUGGAGCUGUACUUCGACCCGGCGCUGGAGAACCAGGUGCUCAAGGCGUGGAACGUGCUCGCCCGACGCCAAAUCAGCACCCGCCUCAUCGACAUCUCGGCGCGCCCCCACCUCACCCUCCUCUCCUUCCCCGCAUCCCCCUCCCCACCCGACCCCCUCCGCCUCCUCUCCCCGCUCCGCUCCCUCUCCUCCCGCGUCGACCCCCUACCGCUCUCCCUCUCCUCCGUCGCCUCCUUCCCCUCCCCUUCCCCCUCCGCCGAUGGCGAUGGCGGCGGCGGCGGCGUCCUCUUCCUCGCGCCCACCCCCACCGCCGCGCUCCUCGGCCUCCACGCCCAGCUCUGCGAGGUGCUCAAGAAGGAGGGGAUCGAGGCGCCCGAGGGGUUCCGACCCGAUUCGUGGGUCCCCCACUGCGCCGUGGCCGAGGACGUGCCCAGAGCCCGCAUGGCCGAGGCGUUUUGUAUCCUCCGCGAUCUCAAGCUCCCCGUGUCGGGCUACGCCAUGGACAUCGGGGUCGUCGAGUUCUCCCCUGUUCGGGAGAUCUUCACCUUCCCCCUCGGCGGCGAAUCCUGAGGUCUUAUUUGGUUAAACAUCAAACAUCUAUACAAGAAGAACAUUGCAUCAGCAAGUACUAUAUAGGGGAGGUGGCUUUUCUUACUUCUAAUUUAACUCAUUGGCCCCUGAGGUUAAUGGAAGAAAGCGCGUUUUAAGAAGGCGAAGCACAUCGCUCUCGGUUCCUCUGUCUACUCUCUAUCUUGUUCACAGAGGCUUCUCAAUUACUGGCGCAUUGAUCAUGUCUUUUAACAUUUCUUAUUUUAUUUUUUUUCUUUUUAACAUCCAUUCGAAGCAAGUGGAUGUAAGUUUGUUGAUCACUUUACUGCUUGUCCUCCUCAUCCCCUUAAUUGUAAGGUUAUUUUAGUCGUUUGGCCAUCAAUAGGUUUUAGAUUUAUGUGGCCAAAUCUGAUUUAUCGGUUAUUUAGCCGUUUGAUGUGGACAUUACAAAGAAGUUUUUCGGCUUAUUAUCUUGCA